Ceratitis capitata (Mediterranean fruit fly) is the source of this 3647-nucleotide messenger RNA. RefSeq names its product cohesin subunit SA-1 (gene SA1). The transcript is spliced from 12 exons. The coding region runs from base 148 to 3510 and encodes 1120 amino acids. Gene Ontology annotation, biological process: sister chromatid cohesion. Gene Ontology annotation, cellular component: nucleus; cohesin complex; chromatin. The record is from RefSeq and is a predicted model, not a curated record. Lineage: Eukaryota; Metazoa; Arthropoda; Insecta; Diptera; Tephritidae. Gene Ontology annotation, molecular function: chromatin binding.
UUCGAUACUUUCGACACAGUACUAGUUUAUAGCUUUUAAUGUACACAUCUAGCAAAUAUAAUAUCGGAAAAUUAUGUUGGAUUUUAAUUAACAGAAGAAAAUUUGAUAUAAAGCAAAAUAAAAUAGAAAAUCGUAUAUAAGAUUAUAAUGAUGGCACGACGGGGUGGCAAGAGAAUUCGGAUGAAUGAUCCGCCGCCAGAAUAUGAAGAACAAGGUGAAGUGUUAAAUGAAAGUACAUCCGAUGGAGACAGUCCUAUGAAGCGUAUGACUCGUCUCCGUGCGAGGGGAGGAGUGCGUGACAAGCCUCCAAUAAUCGAUGAUGAUGAAGAUGACUUUUUUGCACCGGUUGCGCGCAAGAGAAAACAACCAGGGCCCCGAAAGCCGCCAGGCGAGCGCCGGGAACGCGUGGAAAGACCACGCAAGGAACACAUCGAAAAAGAGCAGGAGCGUGUUGAUAUGGAACGAGAUGUAACCACUGAUGAAAAUAGUUUAUAUUUUAUUGUGCGCCAUUCCAAGUCAGCAAUAGCGAGUAUUGUUGAUGACUGGAUUGAAAAGUACAAACAAAACAGAGACUCUGCAUUAAUCGCUCUAAUGCAAUUUUUUAUUAAUGCAAGUGGUUGCAAAGGAAAAAUAUCCGAAGAUAUGCCACACCCCAUGGAACAUACAGCAGUAAUUCGAAAAAUGACUGAGGAAUUCGAUGAGGAAAGUGGCGAGUAUCCCUUAAUAAUGCCUGGGCAACAAUGGAAGAAAUUUAAAAUGAAUUUUUGUGACUUUGUUCAAACUUUGGUUAAACAGUGUCAAUAUUCUAUUAUAUAUGAUCAGUUUUUAAUGGAUAAUGUAAUAUCGCUUUUGACCGGUCUCUCUGAUUCGCAAGUUCGGGCAUUUCGCCACACUGCAACUUUAGCAGCUAUGAAGUUAAUGACCGCUUUGGUUGAUGUAGCAUUACUUGUAUCUAAUAACUUUGAAAAUGCUGCUAAACAAUAUGAAGCUGAGCGGGUUAAGUCACGAGACCGACGGGCGUCAGAUCGACUAGAGUCUUUGAUGACGAAGCGAGCUGAACUUGAAGAAAACAUGGAUGAAAUAAAGAAUAUGUUGACCUAUAUGUUCAAAUCCGUAUUUGUGCAUCGUUACAGAGACACCCUGCCAGACAUCCGAGCUAUUUGCAUGGCUGAAAUCGGGGUGUGGAUGGAAAAUUAUCCACAAAAUUUCCUCGAUGAUUCAUAUUUAAAAUACAUCGGAUGGACUUUACACGAUAAAGUCGGUGAAGUACGGCUACGGUGUUUACAAGCGCUGCUGCCCUUGUACGACAAAGAAGAGCUGAAAGGAAAAUUGGAACUUUUCACAUCAAAAUUUAAAGAUCGUAUUGUCGCUAUGACUUUGGAUAAAGAGUUUGAGGUCGCAGUACAUGCAGUGAAAUUGGUUAUCAGCAUAUUGAAAAUACAUCCAGACAUAUUGGCCGAUAAGGAUUGUGAAAUUGUUUAUGAACUUGUCUAUUCCUCGCAUCGUGGUGUCGCACAAGCGGCAGCAGAGUUUCUAAAUGUACGUCUUUUCCAUUUAACUGCUGAUAUGGAAGAGACGAAAACAAGACGGGGAAAAAUACGCCUGCCCAAUACACCACUCAUUCGAGACUUGGUACAGUUCUUCAUUGAGUCCGAACUACAUGAGCAUGGUGCUUACCUGGUGGACUCUUUUAUUGACAAUAACGCCAUGGUGAAAGAUUGGGAGUGUAUGACCGACCUAUUGCUCGAAGAACCAGGUUUGAAUGAAGAGGUAUUAGACAAUAAGCAAGAGUCCACUCUUAUCGAAAUUAUGGUUAGCAGUGUGAAGCAAUCGGCGACAGGCGAAGCUCCUGUUGGACGUGCUAGUAAUCGAAAAAUAACUUUAAGCUCAAAAGAAUUAAAGGCAAUACAAGAUGAAAAAGUACGUCUAACCGAACACUUCAUUGCAACACUUCCGCCUCUGUUAGAGAAAUAUCAAGCGGAUAGUGAAAAGUUGGCAAAUCUAUUAGCUGUACCACAAUAUUUUGAAUUAGAUAUAUAUACUACAAAUAGGCAAGAAUCGAACUUGCAGGCUUUGUUAGAUAAAAUGAGUUACAUAAUGUCAGUGCAUACGGACCGUGAGGUACUGGAAACGUGUGCUAAAACACUUGAGUACUUAUGUACUGAAGGAAGUGCUACCUACACACGCUGUGAUGUGGCACGUUCGAAUAUAAUCGAUAAUGCGGUAAACAAAUAUAAAGAUGCUAUUGAUGAUUGGCGUAACCUGAUAGCAGGCGAAGAACAACCAAAUGAAGAUGAAAUCUACAAUGUAACAAUUUCACUUAAAGUUAUAUCCAUACUCUAUGCUUCACAUAAUCUCAAUCCUUGGAAUCUAUUCGACUCAAUUUUCCAAGACGUCGACGAGUGUCAGUCUAAAGAAAAUACAGGUCGUACACUGCCUAACGAAGCGUUGAUCUAUUGCAUCGAAGCCUGCUACUUUUCGAUAAGUUGGGGUCUACAUUUUGUGGAAAAUCAGUGUGAGAGUAGUAACGUUGCCACCGUAAGCGCUGAAUUGCGCGAUAAUCUAGUGAAGUAUAUAGCGGCUUGUUUUGAAUUAACACGCGAUGGGCCAACGGAACAAAUCCAAGAGUCGGCAUAUCAGUCCAUAUGCGAUCUUUUAAUUGUGUUUUCGGAUCAACUUUCAAAGAAUGAGAAUGAAAAUAUACGCAGCUUGGAGUAUAAAUCAACGCUGGACGAGCAGCUCAUACUGAAUAAUUUCGUACAGCAUUAUGUUUUUACAAUUAAACAAGAAGUUGUUCAAGACGAGACACGAAUCGAAGAACUACACAAAAAACGUAACUUCCUGGCCUCCUUCUGCAAACUAGUCGUCUACAAUAUAAUACCUACAAAGAGUGCAGCGGGAAUGUUUAAGCACUAUGUGAAGUGUUAUAAUGAAUAUGGUGAUAUCAUUAAAGCUACACUUGGCAAGGCGCGGGAAAUAAACAAAAUUAAUUUCGCUUUGACUUUGCUGCUCAGUUUAAUAGCAGUCUUCAAAGAGCUGCAGCAACAGUCUGAUAAUGAUAUCAUUUCAAAAAACUCACACGAAUUUUCCGAUUUAAAGGAAUUGGCUAAGCGUUUUGCAUUGACUUUUGGUUUUGAUGCUAUUAAAAAUCGCGAACCAGUCAUUGCACUACAUCGCGCCGGAAUACUCUUUGCUGUAGGCGAUGUACCUGAAGAUCCAGUGGCGGCACCAACACGACUUUUAUUCCUUGAAGUAUUAAAUGAGUUUAACAACAAAUUGUUAAAGCAGGAUAAAAAGGUUAUAUUGAGUUUUCUUGAUCGUCGUAUAUCGCCGGGCAUGCCUUCUAGUAGAUCUGAGGAAUGGCAACCACUUGUUCUAUAUCGAAACUCACUACUACAUGGCGAAACUGAUCAAGCGCCAGUGGCAAAACGUGCUUAUGCGAGAAAGCGGAGAGAUCAUGAUGACGAAUAUGAUGAUUAUGAAUACGAAGAAGACCAUAAUGAUGCGUAAAUUUUAAGUUUAAAGUAGUCGUAUUAUAAAACUAAGCUUAGUUUCGUUACAUUAAGAACAUACACUUGUUAUUAGGAACUACUAAUAAGGAAAUUUGCAAAAUGUAAAUUUUUAAAUAAAAUAUUGAUUAUUCUGAA